AUGUGCGCUGGGAUCCGGAGAGGGCUGGGCAUUCUGGAAUACCGCCGGCAGGGCACUAGGCAUCUGCAUGGGGACUCCUUCCAGAUUCAGGCGCUCCAUACUCAGCGGCAAGCCCUGCGCGAUCUGAUCGAGCCGCCGAUUGAGCCGCACCGACCGGUCCAGUUGAACCAACGUCAACGAAGUGCCUUGGUCCUUCUUGGCCUCGGGAGGGAAUUUCAGCAGCUGUUUCAUGCUUCCCAUGAGUCGGUCCGACUUGCGGUGCAGCUUCCCUUGGAUCUCGACCCGGAUGAAAAACGGCUUCAUGUCAUGCUCGAAAGUGAAUCCCGUCCGGAUCACGUUGUUGUGAACCGGUUGACGCUGGCAUUCAUCCUCAUCCAGCACCCAUUUGAGCGUGCGAUAGGCGGGAUUAUCUCUCUUGGGCUGCGAUGUGCGGUUGAUCCCGAGCGCCUGGCCAGUGAAAGUCCACCGGCUCGUCUGCGUGAUUUCCCUUUCCUGGUCAUAUCCGAUUCCACCACCGCUGCCACCGAGCACAUUGAUCUCGGGUGUGAAAUGCCAGGCUCUUUUCGUGACCACCGUCGUUGGCUCGCCCGCCAGCUGUUUGGGCCCAUAGUGAUCGGUAACUUGGAGAAUGCUGCGAUCGCGACUGUCGAUUCCCGCCCGCACAGAUAUAUCGGGAUCAAUGUAUUUUCGCGGCACUUCAUCCGGUGA
This is a messenger RNA of Penicillium alfredii, 708 nucleotides long. RefSeq lists its product as uncharacterized. The transcript has 2 exons. The coding region runs from base 1 to 708 and encodes 235 amino acids. The record is from RefSeq and is a predicted model, not a curated record. NCBI's taxonomy places the organism in Eukaryota, Fungi, Ascomycota, Eurotiomycetes, Eurotiales, Aspergillaceae.